Wasmannia auropunctata (little fire ant) is the source of this 1148-nucleotide messenger RNA. RefSeq lists its product as uncharacterized. NCBI's taxonomy places the organism in Eukaryota, Metazoa, Arthropoda, Insecta, Hymenoptera, Formicidae. The record is from RefSeq and is a predicted model, not a curated record. Bases 285 to 1106 code for a protein of 273 amino acids. The transcript has 4 exons.
CGGAACCAGUUGACGUCACAAUCGUGCAGAUUCGGCUGCUUUCGGUGCUCGAUCGUGCUCGAGGUAAUAUGGCUGCCUCCUGCUUUGGACACAUGUGACACAAUUCAGUGCUGCGACUCCUGCACUGUCCUUUCGGAACAUUUUUUAAUUUUUAUUAUUUGUAAACAAUGGUUGCUUGUGCAGUGAAAGGCUGUGAUAAUUCUUAUUGAAAAACGGUAAGAAUCAAAGAACAGAAAGUAAAAUACUUUAGAUUUCCUAAAGAUUCUGAAAUUGCUGCAAGGUGGAUGGAAGUAUGCCGAAGCGAAGUAAAUAUGACGCAUGGAAGGAUAUGUUCUAAGCACUUUGAGAGAUGGUGCUAUGAGAAGCCUAGGCAGCAAAUGGUUUUGAACUAUUCUCCUGCACGUUCACGGAAGUUAAGAUUGGACGCAAUUCCCACAUUAUAUUUAUUCGCGGAUACACAAGUAGCAGAAAGGUUGGAUGUAUCAAUACCGUCAAUACAUACCGAAGACGUACCAUCAACACACACCAAAGACGCACCGUCAACACACAUGGAAGACGCACCGUCAACACACACCGAUGACGCACCAUCAACAUAUACCGACGACGUACUCAAGUUAAUUUGUGAAGCAACAUCGGAGAUUAUUCACGCAGAAUCGAAGGCAACUCCAAAGACAGUAUUGGAGCAAACUGCAGUUAAUGUGAAAGUACUAACGACCUCGGAAGACGUAUCUGCUACUUUAGUAGACCAUCCUGUGAUAAUAAAAAAUUUGCAACAGCAGUUAGCAGAUAUGCAGAAGACUAUUGUUAAACUUGAGACCGAGAAAAAGAUGUUGGCGGAACAGACUAUUCACCGAUCAAAGGAAUUUGCGUUCAACACUCUCAAACGAAUCUUUACGCCGGGGCAGAUCGAAAUGCUCCUACAUCCGGAAAGAAAGUAUGUCAAAUGGUCUUCAGAAGAUAUUGCGAGCGCAAUAUCUUUACGAUGCGUCAGCCCCAAGGCAUACCGCUAUUUACGGAAUGUGAUAAAAUUACCACUUCCUGGAUUUUCAACACUCCGAAGAUGCACCGCAUCUACUAAAACUAUUAAGGAAUCAUUUCCUCGAUGAUGGAUUCAAAAUAAACGGACAAUUGAUACAUAAGAAGUGUAU